AUGUAUUUGGCUCGGGUGUUUUGCCGUUUACAUGGCUAUUUGCAACCCAUUUCGAAAGCACAGGCUCCUUUGGUCUCUGGACUCAUACGGACCCAGAAUGAAGUGAGGUGUUGGAAGUAUACUGCUGCUCCACAGUCGACGAGUUGUCACUGGCAACUUCAGGAAGAAUGCCUUGGUGAGUGUCUUGGCUAUUGUUUUUUUUUAUAUGGGCUUCCCUUUACGAAAGGCUAUGAUUAUUUGGCAUUUGAUUCGCUCUAGCUGCCUAUGUGUGAAGUUCAAAUUGUUCAUAUCAAAUACAAUUGUAUUCGUCACAUGCUUCGUAAAACAGGUGUGGACUAACAGUGAAAUGCUUACUUACUUCCUAACAAUGCAGAGAGAAAGAAAAUAGAGAAAGAAUAAAAAAAAACAAGUAAUAUUAAAAGUUAUAAUAGAUACACAAACGAUUAAUUGGCUAUAUACCAGGGGUACGAGGUAAUUGGAGGUAGAUAUGUACAUAUACUGAACAAAAAUAUAAACGCAACGAUUUUACUGAGUUACAGUUUAAGGAAAUCAGUCAAUUGAAAUAAAUAGAUUAGGCCCUAAUCUAUGGAUUUCACAUGAUUGGGCAGGGAUGCAGCCAUGGGUGGGCAUAGGAGGGCAUAGGCCCACCCACAGGGGAGCCAGGCCCAGCCAAUCAGGAUGAGUUUUUUCCCAAAAAAGGGCUUUAUUAUAGACAGAAAUACUCCUCAGUUUCACCAGCUGUCCGGGUGGCUGGUCUCAGACGAUCCCGCAGGUGAAGAAGCCAGAUGUUGGAGGUCCUGGGCUGGCGUGGUUACACAUGGUCUGCGGUUGUGAGGCUGGUUGGACGUACUGCCAAAUUCUCUAAAACGACGUUGGAGGCAGUUUAUGGUAGAGAAAUUAACAUUCAAUUCUCUGGCAACAACUCUGGUGGACAUUCCUGCAGUCAGCAUGCCGAAUGCACACACCCUCAACUUGAGACAUCUAUGGCAUUGUGUUGUGUGACAAAACUGCACAUUUUAGUGGCAUUUUAUUGUCCCCAGCACCUGUGUAGUGAUCAUGCUGUUUAAUCAGCUUCUUGAUAUGCCACACCUGUCAGGUGGAUGGGUUAUUUUGGCAAAGGAGAAAUUCUCACUAACAGGGAUGUAAACAAAUGUAUGCACUACAUUUCAGAGAAAUAAGGCUUUUGUGAGUAUGGAACAUUACUGGGACCUUUUAUUUCAGCUCAUAAAACAUGGGACCAACACUUUACAUGUUGCGUUUAUAUUUGUGUUCAGAAUAACUAGGAAUAAAGUGACAGAUAGUAAACAGUAGCAGCAGUAUAUGUGAUGAGUCAAAAAAAGUUAGUGCAAAAAGGAAUCAAUGCAGUCUUAUGGCUUGGGGGUAGAAGCUGUUUAGGGUCCUGUUGGUUCCAGACUUGGUGCAUCUGUACCACUCCAGACAUGGUGCAUCUGUGAUAGCAGAGAGAACAGGCUAUGAUACCCACUGGUAUAGAGGUCCUGGAUGGCAUGGAGCUCAGCCACAGUGAUGUACUGGGCUGUACGCACUACCCUCUGUAGCGCCUUGCCAAGUUGCCAUACCAAGCGCUGAUGCAGCCAAAAUGCUCUCAAUGGUGCAGCUGUAUAACUUUUUGAGGAUCUGAGGGCCAUGCCAAGUCUUUUCAGCCUCUUGUUACUUGAGAACCAAUGUUGGACUUUAAUCUGGUACAGUGGUUAGAACAGUGUCUGGACCUGGCACUUCACACUUGAAUAGGCCAGUUUCCACAUUCUACGCUAAUAUUUACUUGUAAAUCUAACAUUUGAAUCUUCAGAGCUCAGCUAUGGAGGGCUUAUGAUGCACUUUGACUAUGUGUGGCUACGGGAUCAUUGCCGCUCUGCCUCCUGCUACAACAGCAAGACCAACCAGAGGAACCUAGAUACAUCAAAUGUGGAGCUGAACAUACGUCCCACCAACACCAGGGUGGAUGAUGAGAAUCUCUUCCUCACAUGUAAGUCUUGGUUUGAAGAUUGCUUCUCUCAACUAAGGGGGAGGAGGGGGGGCUGAAGAAACCCAGGACCAAUUUCGUCUCACAUCACAUACGUUUCUUUCUUUGUUUUGAUUUGCUGUAAAAAAAAAAAAAAAAGUAAUAUGAAUAACUACAGUUGGUUUUGGCAUUAUACAUAGUUUUCUUUGGAAUCAAAGUGAAGAAUUACUUGUUUUUUUCCUUUAGACCCUGUGGGAAGCCCACAUUGUGAAGUAGCCUAGAACUUCUCCACUGCCAAACCUGAGAUAGUUACUGCAUUGUUCAGGGAGACCUUUGCCUCUUGUAAAAGGCUGUAAUGACGUACUGUAGACAUUGCAGACAUUGCUACCAUAUGAUUUAUUUUACACUGCACCCAGAGUAAGGGAUAUAAUGGUUACAAUCAGUCAUUUCAUUUGAGGUCGUAUAUCUAGGUCUGUUUGAUAUCGACAAGAACUCUAAAUCCAUGCCAGUCAUUCAUGUUUUUUAUUUCAUCCCAUUUUCUCUUUGGCAGCACUUUGAUAUAUGCACCUAUUGUUACUCAUCAUUCUUUUUAACAGUUAUUGAAUGUAUAAUAGAAGGAAUUGUCUUUGAUUUGUCUAUUCCAGGGCCCGAUGGUCAUGUGACAAGGUACAACCUGAGUUGGCUGGCUCAGAACAGCUAUGAGGGACAGAAGCAGAGUGCCAUGCAGCCACGCUUCAUCUGGAACUCAGACAUCUAUAGCAAUGCCAAGGUGCCCUCUGCCAACUGGGACAAGUUUAUGACCUGUGAUGAUGAACUGAAGAAGUUCCUUAGGAACUUUCUGCUGUAUGGCAUUGCUUUUGUGGAGGGUGUCCCACCGACUGUUGAGGCCACAGAGACGGUUACCCAGAGGGUCAGCCUCAUCAGGUACUGGCCUCUGUUAGGGAAUGAGAAGGGGGUGUUCAGGAGGCUUAAAAGUAGCAGCAUACCACCCACCACAAUACAUACAAACAUAAAUGGUUUUGGAAUGGGAGAUUAUUUAAUAAGGGGUUAGGACAAACACCCCAGACAUCCCUGGGAUAAAGUAUUUUGGGGGGCAUUUCAAAAGCUUGAUAUUUAUCAGGGUUAUUUAUCAGGGUUAGCUUGUUUACAAUGCUUGUGUUACAAAGCAACAGUGCUACAGGGAAGAUGUUGGUUUCCUUAACAACAAACUCUUGAUACUUUUUGCCAAGUUAACAUGCACAACAAACUUUCUCAGCACUUAGAAUGGAGGGUGGAUUUGUCAAAGAGGAGAAGAGAGAGUAGAGGUACUUUCUUCUCAUUCAUCCACCAGGUUCAUUAAGGACUCCACAGGUGGUGUGGGUUUGAAGUUUCCAAUGCCUGAACCAGCACACUAAUCCCUCUUUAUACUAGACUCUAAUUUGGAGUGAAGAGGGAGGAAGCAGUGUCUUAUAAGAAAUGCAUUGCACAUGUUCUUCUAGUCCAGUAACGCUACCACCCGGUUACUCAACCCUGCACCUUAGAGGCUGCUGCCCUAUAUACAUAGACAUGGAAUCACUAGUCACUUUAAUAUGUUUAUAUACUGCUUUACUCAUCUCAUAUGUAUAUAAUGUAUUCUAUUCUACUGUAUUUUAGUCAAUGCCACUCCGAACAUUGCUCGUCCUAAUAUUUAUAUGUUUCUUAAUUCAAUUAUUUUACUUUUAGAUUUGUGUGUAUUGUUGUGAAUUGUUAGAUACUACUGCACUGUUGGAGCUAGGAACACAAGCAUUUCGCUACACCUGCAAUAACAUCUGCUAAAUAUGUGUAUGUGACCAAUAUUUAUUUUAAUUUAUUUGACAUUUGGUCAUCAUAAGUAAUCGCCCUCCUCCUGACACCCCAAAAAAAACCAAAAUAUCACUAUUUGGAGCAAAGUUGCCAUUAUAAACCUGCGUUUUGAAUUGUUCUUGUAUGAUGUUGUCGGUAUUAUUUUUGAGACAGCUGACUGUACUUUGUGUUUUCAUUCUGGUUUCCUAUUAGGGAGACUAUGUAUGGCAAGAUGUGGAACUUCACUUCAGAUUUCUCCCGAGGAGACACUGCCUACACCAAACUGGCCCUGGACCGUCACACAGACACUUCAUACUUCCAGGAACCUUGUGGGUACGUAUUCAGAUAGAAGAUGUUCACACACGGAUGGGUGUUAAUUGAACUGUGUUUGAGUUAUCAUGUCAGGUCAAUUUAGCAAGGCAGCACACAUGCUGAUCUGUAUCUGGGUUAGGUUGAGAUUCCUCUUCAGAUGAAGACAGACGUUAAACAUCUGUAGGUUAUUGUGUUAGGCUAUUACAAUGAUGUGGUCUUCUGUAGCUGAGUUGGCAGAGCAUGGCGCUUGCUACGCCAGGAUAGUGGGUUCAAUUCCCGGGACCACCCAUAAUUGAAAUGUAUGCACGCAUGACUAGGUCGCUUUCGAUAAAUGCGUCUGCUAAAUGGUGUAUAUAUAUAUUAUAUAUUAUUGUAUUGUUAGUCAAAUGGGAAGUUGUAACAACAGAUUCAGCAUUGUGAAACAGGCCAUUUCUUUUGGAAGCUGCAGUUUGACACCUGUUUGACACCUGUUAAUGGAUUAUUUUAACUGAUAAGAUGCAAGCCAGAUGCACAUUGCUAUGCCACAGAUUUAUUGAAUCUUGAUAAAAGAAGAUAAAGUACACUGUGAAACUAGGCUCCACCUUGGUGUCCCAUGAAAUGACAGGGCAAUCCGCCAUCUACUGGGCAUUUCAUAACAUGUGACUUACUUUGAUGCCAUUGACUUUGAUUUGCAGGAUCCAAGUGUUCCAUUGCCUUAGACAUGAGGGAACGGGAGGAAGAACACUACUUGUGGAUGGAUUCUAUUCUGCAGACCAAGUGCUCCAGAAGAUGCCUGACAACUUUGAGCUGCUUGCCCGGGUGCCUAUCAAGCAUGAGUACAUUGAAAAUGUCAGCGACCACCGCAACCACAUGAUAGGCAUUGGCCCUGUGCUCAGCGUGUAUCCCUGGAACAAUGAGGUGUACAUGAUCCGGUAUGACCAGUCUGUUUUAAUUGAGAUGUGAAUGUCUCCCUGAAUGUCUUGCUUUAAACAUAUCUUCCAAUGUCAUCAUAGGCCAUGCAACCUCUAACCAGUCUUGGUUAGCUAUUAACUCACAAUGUUGUAUGCAUUUGAGAAAUGGUACACCCAUCAAUAUGAAUUAAGUCACUUGGGAAGGUUCUUUGUAGAAGGCUCAGGAUUUGUUGCUCAUAAUAAAAAUAAUAAUGCAUACACCGUAACACUUGUUAAUCCAGAGCUAGCUCCUUUGAGAUCAAUGUAAUGAAUAUAUGAUCUAAUAUUGAGGAUUAAUAUGGUAUCACCUCCUGCUUGGUUGCAUCUCUUACAGAUACAAUAACUAUGACCGUGCAGUCAUAAACACUAUCCCCCAUGACAUUGUCAAGCGAUGGUAUGUGGCUCACAGAGAGUUGACCACAGAGCUGAGGAAGCCGGAUAACGAGUUGUGGGUCAAACUGAAGCCUGGAAAGGUAAAGAAAAAAAGAUGCCUUUUCAUUGAUCUAGCCAGAAAGGAUUAAUCACUACAUGUUGAUAUAAGAGGGGGGUGGGGGCAUUCUGAAACCAGGAUUGGUUUUCAGGGGACGGGUAAAGUCUUACAAAAUCGUACACAAACAAUACAGUAUGUUCCCUCUUUUUCUGGUAGGUUCUCUUCAUUGAUAACUGGCGUGUCAUGCAUGGUCGGGAGUCCUUCACAGGCCUGCGGCAACUGUGUGGCUGCUACCUGACCAGAGACGACGUCCUGAACACUGCCCGCUCCCUGGGUCUGCAGGCCUGAGUGAAGAAGAGUCUCCAACCCUUCCAGCCAACAGCAAAGUAUUUUAUUAGAUGUGUUUAAGUCAAGAACAUGGACUGUGAUCUGUUUGGGAUAAUAUUUGUACACACGCAUUAUGCAUGCAUAUGCUCUUGUCACAACAACAAUCAUCUUUUGAACUGGAACCUAACAUGUUGAGGUGUUUAACAUAUUGGCUUUGUUUUAUCGGAUUAGUUAUUAAUCUUAAAUUCUUCUAGUACGUCUCAAUCACUACAUAGCACUUUUACCAGACAUUUAAUUGUUGAUUCAUGUAUUUAGGAACUUUUGUCUUGUAUACAUGCUGAAAUAAAUGUGAUUUUUUUCCUGA
Coregonus sp. 'balchen' is the source of this 6122-nucleotide messenger RNA. Lineage: Eukaryota; Metazoa; Chordata; Actinopteri; Salmoniformes; Salmonidae. The record is from the annotation of a GenBank genome assembly.